Mesocricetus auratus (golden hamster) is the source of this 3215-nucleotide messenger RNA. RefSeq names its product forkhead box H1 (gene Foxh1). NCBI's taxonomy places the organism in Eukaryota, Metazoa, Chordata, Mammalia, Rodentia, Cricetidae. The transcript is spliced from 3 exons. Gene Ontology annotation, molecular function: DNA-binding transcription factor activity; sequence-specific DNA binding. The record is from RefSeq and is a predicted model, not a curated record. Gene Ontology annotation, biological process: regulation of DNA-templated transcription. Bases 1418 to 2701 code for a protein of 427 amino acids.
CGGGCAGAGCCACUCUACGAGGGGCGGAGCCUGAAGAGCGCCCUCCGGUAGCGGGGUCAGCCCCGGUAGACGAGAUGACUCUGUGGAGGGCUGUUCCGUGCUCUGUUCUGUGGCUCAAACAUCCUGACGUCUCGGGUGGAGCGGGAAGGGCGAGCGCUCAGGUGUUCCCGGAAGGGUGAUCUCUAUCCUGGUCACUGAAAGAAAGGCCGGAGUCUUUCCUUCAAAGCAGACCCAUGGCUGGUCACAGGAAGGAGCCGCGUUGGGACUUUGUGGUCAGGGAGAAGCAGCCAGGAUGAGGACCCUUGAAUGUCAGACCCGGGAGCCAGGGCUUAGCCUGGAAGCAAGGAAGGGCCAGUGGGAAGGGGAAACCUCAGGCUUGUAGGAGAGAAUUGGGUUCUUUGCUGAGUUAGGGCGGAGGCGAGCCUGGUGAGACACAGGAACCCUCAGCUGGAGUCCCGAGGGGCAGGGGGUGAUAGGGUUCCAGGGGAAGGCAGGUGAGGACUGGAAGUGCAGUCUGGGCUAAGACCACAACUCAGCCAUGGGUGGGACAGUUAGGAGAAGUGAGGUCCCACUGCGUUUAUCGUCAGUGUGUGUGCCGGAACCCACCGCCUCCGCACCCUGCUCCCUCCUGCACUCAUGACCGUGCCUUCGUUGGUACCAGGAAGGGUCUGAGUCCGUCGUCCUCUGAUGGUGCAAUGGGGGGGGGGUGCGCAGGAAAAGGUGAAUUCCCCAGGAGUUAGUGUUGAUGUAGGUCUGGGACCAUUGACUCUGGUACUAACCUUGCUGUCUGGUACUAACCAUGCCACUAACCAUGGCAGUGAGUGCCAUGACCCAGACCCUCACUGCAGACCUGCCCAGUGCAGUAGGCAGGAGAACUUGGCUAACAAUUAGAACACAGUAGGUGACUGAGCCCAAGGGUACAGCCAGCGUUAGAUGGCCAAGGAAUAGGUAGAGGCCCACAUGGGCUCCCGUAGCAGACCCCUGGAAAAAUCACUUACAUCUCUGCUCCCCUUGUUUAUGGGGGGUCUGGGAAGUCUUCCCUCAGCCCAUCCGCCUAUCUGCCCCCACCUCCCCAGUCAAGACCUGGGUUGCAGACCCCCUACCUAGGGCAUGGCUUCUUUUAGCUACUUCUUCUUGAACUCCUGGAAAUUUCCCAUUCCUCUUAGGGUAAUCAGACUAGGGAAAUCACUUCCCAUCUGUUAAAUGGGAUCUAGGGACCUGACCCAGGCAGAUAAGGUAUCCUGAGGUAGACCUUUUCCAAGGCCUUUUCCUUCCAGGUUAUAGGGGAUGCCCAGGCACCCAAAGGCAACCUGGAAGUGGAAACUGAUCUCAAGAGGUCACCAAAAGUCCCUACUGGAAUCUUCUCUGCCCUUCCCUCCAAGAUUAGCUGAACCCUGCUAAUUGUGGCAGCCCUCACAUGUUCCCCUCCCCCACAGCCUCUUCCUCUCACCCCUCCCCCUUCCAUCAGAAUGAUAAAGAAAGGGACUGCCAGGCCAGUCCUAGCAUGGCCUCUGGCUGGGACCCAACCUCGACUUUCAGUCCGUCUGCCUUGAGCCCCUUGCUAGCCCAGACCCCAGCCCAGGGCUGCCUCCCCUGCAUGGGUCCCUGCAGCAACUCUCGUCCGAGGCCUCCAAAGGCAGAGUCUCCCCCCAAGAGGAGGAAGAAGAGAUACCUGCGGCAUGACAAGCCCCCCUACACCUACUUAGCCAUGAUCGCCUUGGUAAUCCAGGCCGCACCCUUCCGCAGGCUGAAGCUGGCGCAGAUCAUCCGUCAGGUCCAGGCAGUGUUCCCCUUCUUCAGGGAUGACUACGACGGCUGGAAGGACUCCAUCCGCCACAACCUCUCCUCUAACCGGUGCUUCCGUAAGGUGCCCAGGGAUCCUACAAAGCCCCAGGCCAAGGGCAACUUCUGGGCAGUGGAUGUGAGCCUGAUCCCCGCAGAGGCGCUGCGCCUUCAGAACACUGCCCUGUGCCGGCGAUGGCAGACCCGGGGCACACACAGAACUUUCGUCAAGGACCUGAGCCCGUACGUGCUCCACGGCCGGCCAUAUCGGCCGCUCAUUCCCUCACCACCGUCCAGGGAGGGCUUCAGCAUCAAGUCCCUGCUAGAGGACCCUGAGAAAGGACCGACGCGGCCCCAGCAGCCUGCGCCAGCUGGACAGAGCUCCUCAGCUCAGGCAGGCACCUGGUCCAACGGGGAAGAAGGGGUGUGCACUGUAUCCCCUAACUCCUCUGAGAAGCCUCUGUGGCCUGUCUGCUCCCUUCCUGGGCCCACAAGAAUAGAGGGGGAGACUUCCCAAGGGGAAGUCAUCAGGCCUUCUCUCUCCCCAGAGCAGGGUAGCUGGCCGGUCCACUUACUUCAGGGUUCCCCAGAUCCCAUGGGAAUGACCAACAGCGGGUGCAGAGCUUCCCUGUGGGGUCAGCUACCCACCUCGUACUUGCCCAUCUACACUCCCAACGUAGUGAUGCCCCUGGCCGCCCUCCCUCCCACCUCUUGUCCCCAGUGCCCAUCUUCAGCCAGCCCAGCCUACUGGAGUGUAGGUACUGAAUCCCAAGGGUCCCAGGACCUGCUCUGUGAUCUGGACUCCCUCUUCCAGGGAGUGCCACCCAACAAGAGCAUCUAUGAUGUGUGGGUCAGCCACCCCUGGGAUCUGGCGGCUCCCGCCCCGGGCUGGCUGCUCUCCUGGUACAGCCUGUCGUAGUUCUAGGCAGGCAGGGGCUGCUUCUCCCUUCCACCCCUGGACACCAUUUUGAUGGGGAACCAGAACUAGGAGCACGUCCACAGCAACAGCUUUAAAACACCAGGCACAGGCUUGGUGAAAACCCACAACUUUAAUUGGGCUACUCCAGAAAGGGUUUUGCCUCUGCUAGACACAGCAGGUCUGGCCAGUCCUGCCUGACUCUCCUCCACACAGGGCUCCGGUCUGGGGAAACAUUCGCAGCUAGAGUAGUGCCUCUUUUCUUGAUCUCACCUUCUCAAGCCUCCAUGCCAUCCAUCUGUCCUUCCCUGUCACCACGCCUUCCUGGCUCCAGGCUGGGGGAGGGAGAGCCUAAGUGGGUCCAGUCUGAAAUCCUGCCCCUGCCCCUCAGCUGCCUGAGUAGGAGGUAGCACCUUUGGGGUAAAGGGUUAGGAAAUGGAAGACUGGACCCUACAUGAUUUGGGGGUGAUGGAAGGAGGGGGAGAGGUUAACAGUAAAGGAAUUUACAACACUUUAA